CCGAUGUUAAACAAUAAACGUCGAUCAUAUUAUCCUGACCGGGUAUAUCUGGAGUGGACGCACUGAAAUCUCGAUCAGAAAUUCAUAAAAGCUGCUGUCGGUUUUCGUUAUCGUUUAGUCGUCGGUCGCACUUGUGUCUCACCUUGUGAGAAUUUCCGCGAACAAGGUAUCGACGAUUUUCGGUAGAACUUAUCGAUUGUCAUCAAAUUUUGCACGAUUGACAUUUUCGAAUAAAUCAUGAAUACGUUACCAAUAGUGUCUAAUAGAAUAAACGCAUAGAGUGAAAUCCGUUAAAAACAUGUUUAUUUUGUGGAAUACCAUGUCGGUUAACAAACUGUUUGUCCUCGAAGAAGACUUCGAGGUUCUUCUGGAAAACAUAAGGCUGAUUUUUCAAGUUCUGAUUUGGCCGAUAGUAAUAACCGGUCUGAUCAGCAACGCCGCGGUGCUGGUGCGAAUAAUUUUGGCUCCGAGCGGAAAAUUUUCAAUGCUGAAGCCAUUCUACCGGUGCGCUUUGCUGUCGUUCGCCAUUUCCGAUUUGAUGCUGUUGAUUUCUUCGGGCUCCAACACACUGACGAUGGUGAGCCAACGAACGACGUUGCUGUGGAAAUUGCCCGACUGGUCGUGCAGUGCUGUACCCUUUUUUCAAACCGUGGCGAUUUUUAUCGGCUCGUUGACACUGGCUGGGAUAGCCAUAGAUCGAUACAGGGCUCUGACGCCGAGAUAUCCUCCGGACGACGGUCAUAAAUGGCCGUAUGCCAUAUUAUUUAACAUGCUCAUUUGGCUCAUCGCCAUGGCAGCCUCGUACCCGAUAUUGGGAAUGUACGAGAUCGACUCGCUUAUCGUCAUUAGACCGGACUCGACGGUUUACGAGGGACGGAUAUGCUCAACGAACCAAGCGCACGCAGCUCUCGUUUACACAGCGCUGUUCGUCACAAUAUUCAUUCCCCUUGCGCUGAUUUUCGUAACAGUGCAUGUGCUUCUGGCGCUAAACAUUUGGCGCCGCCAAGAGCAGAGCAACAAGUCCCAGCUCUCUUCUGGAAACGAUUCGCAAUCCACGGAAUUUUCAACAGUUUCGAGCAACGCUCAGCGACGGAAAACGCCUCACCCGCAACGAUGCAUGACGUCCAACCACAUGAGACGCAAGAAAAGGACGGUAAACGUCAUCCUCGUUCUGAUCUUUGUCUUUCUCGUGGGGCGACUCCCGGUGUGGAUAUUUCUCGUGUACAAACUGCACACAAAGUUGAGCGGGACCUUGUGGCCGCACCUACAGGUUGUCUUCACCGCUCUGACAUUCGUAAACGCUGCCCUCGACCCCUUCCUCUACGCGUUUCUGUGCGAAGCUCUAUCGUUGCUUACCUUUUUGCAAACUUGCACUACCAAGAAACAAGCCGACGUGACGCCAUACGAUGACGAGAGGAAAGUCGCCGUUGACAUAAAUCCUGCCAUUGUUCCUCGAGGACCUUAUUCAUUCUGACAGACCACUAUAUAUAUAUAUAUAUAGCGUCGUUUACUUGGAUUUUUUUACACAAGGAUUUAAUAACUUUGCAUUAUUAGUAUAUAGUAAUGUGAAAAUUAAUAAAAGUUGACGUAA
Nasonia vitripennis (jewel wasp) is the source of this 1591-nucleotide messenger RNA. Its product is annotated as cardioacceleratory peptide receptor. Gene Ontology annotation, cellular component: membrane. The transcript is spliced from 4 exons. Gene Ontology annotation, molecular function: G protein-coupled peptide receptor activity. Gene Ontology annotation, biological process: neuropeptide signaling pathway. The record is from RefSeq and is a predicted model, not a curated record. Bases 299 to 1474 code for a protein of 391 amino acids. NCBI's taxonomy places the organism in Eukaryota, Metazoa, Arthropoda, Insecta, Hymenoptera, Pteromalidae.